Messenger RNA from Spizellomyces punctatus DAOM BR117, 1551 nucleotides. RefSeq lists its product as uncharacterized. The record is from RefSeq and is a predicted model, not a curated record. The transcript is spliced from 5 exons. Lineage: Eukaryota; Fungi; Chytridiomycota; Chytridiomycetes; Spizellomycetales; Spizellomycetaceae. Gene Ontology annotation, molecular function: RNA endonuclease activity. Bases 58 to 1260 code for a protein of 400 amino acids.
GCAAAUGGUAGACUUUUGAGAUCUACACCUUGCGCGCCGUCACAAAAACUAGUCAACAUGGCAGGCGGUCCACUUCACGAGUUGGGAAUACUUUUGAAGAAGAUCGGCUUCAAAAGGAUAAAGAAGUUCCUUCAAAAGUUGUUUCAUGACCAAGCGACUCAAGCACCGCCAACCCAGCAGCAACAACAGCAGCAACCACAGCAGCAGUAUUACCAGCAACCCUACCCAGCACCCGACACGAGAUGGAAUCAGAGUCAACCGCUCGCACCAGUUCCUCAGCCACAGCAAGGACAGCCGCCGGUGAGCGGCGCUUGGAGUCACGGUCCUCCGCAUAUAGCAGCCCCACCCCAGCAACAGCAUGCGGCGCCCGCAUCACAACUCCCAACUUACCCGGCGAGCAGCCAGGCGGUAGCCGUCCCACAACCUACGCCUCAGGAGCUGACCAAUCUUGCUGACGCUGUCGCAAGGCUGUGGGAACUGGAUGCCAAUCGGCUGGAGCCGGGAAGAGAUUUUAGCCUCAAUCUACAGAAUGCGACCAAAGUCUACGCUCAAGUGGACGCUAGCCCCGCGCCCCUCUUUGCCAACGUCUCACCUGAAAUCUUGCGCCGAUUUCCAACAUAUGUGCUGUUUAUGGCCUUGCUUGACAACUACCAUGCACAGAAUGGAAUUGCCGAAAAGGUGACGGCAGAGGAGAUUAAGGAGCAAAACGCGUUCAUUGAAGAGCUGCUGAAGACGGCUCCCAUACAAUAUUGCCACCGUUAUUUGGCGGCAAAAGCGCUUGCACCAGCAAAUUUGGGAGAAUUUAAGCAGCUGUUAAAGCGCAUAUGGUUUGAUUUGUAUAAGCGCCAGGUCGCUAAUGAUUCAUCAGCAUUUGAACACACGUUUGUGGGUGAAAUGAAGGCAGAGCAGGGUGUUGUCGGUUUUCACAACUGGAUUCAGUUUUUCUUGGAGGAACGCAAGAGAACCGUGGAUUAUCGAGGUUACAUCCUCCCCCGACGAAGGAAUGGUGGAGGUCAGUCGCCAGAGCACUCGCACGUUUUGAGUUUCCAGUUCAGCUGGCACGGCGAGGUGAAGCCAGUUUCUACCUUUUUCAUUGGAACAAGUCCCGAGUUCGAGAUUGCCCUCUACACCCUUAUAUUCUUAACAGGACAAGAGGACAACGUUGUUUACAUUGAGGAUACUGAAGUGAACAUUAAAUGCCAUAAAUUUCAGUCUGCGCGCGGACUACGUCUUGGAUCUUGCUACCCUGUAUCUGGGUAGUUUCUGAUUGCACAAAUUAGCUGAAUUCCUAAUAGUUUUAGACUCGUAGUAUUUUCUAUAGAUUAUCACUCUUGUUGGGGAUACAAUUUUGGAAAAUAACGUUAGGGUUAGACUUUGCAGCCAAGAUGAGCACUAGUUGAUCUCCUCGUCGGGCUUUGAAUCUUUUGAUACAUUUGGCAUCGACAUUCAAAUCACCAGAUUUCCACCGAGAUGCAAGCAGAACCUGCGAUGAAAACCCCGGCAAUCAAGUCGUGCCGUUGCAAAGCCAAACGACUCCAAAUAAGCAUCCGC